This is a messenger RNA of Aspergillus wentii DTO 134E9, 597 nucleotides long. RefSeq lists its product as uncharacterized. The transcript has a single exon. NCBI's taxonomy places the organism in Eukaryota, Fungi, Ascomycota, Eurotiomycetes, Eurotiales, Aspergillaceae. The record is from RefSeq and is a predicted model, not a curated record. The coding region runs from base 1 to 597 and encodes 198 amino acids.
AUGAUCACAAAAUGCUGCUUCGACACCAAGGCAAAAGCCUUUAACAUCCACCUCAAAGACAACAAGCCUUACAGCUCGCUGUCCGGCGAUAGUCUGAAAGCCCUCGGCGUUCCUAUACCUUACAUCGUGGAAGACUUUUCGUACCACGCCCACGACAACGUCAACGUGAGCUUCGCCAGGGCAGAAGCGACAGUCAACGAAGUCUUUUUUUACGGAUCCCGGCUCGAAGUCGACAUGAGUGCGACCAUAGACAACUUCCAGAUCAAAGCUUACUACGAACACCUCAGCAAACUGAUCUCGGACGAGCCCGAGUUGAAAUUCGAGCACAAGCGACUCGCGUUUCACUUUCGGCGCAAGUGGACGGAGGUGGGAUCGUUCAGGAUUCCAACGACUUUGAAUCUGUACGGGCCUCUUUACAUCGACCUGUACUCGAAAGUUGUUACCACCGAGCGGGAUGGGCAGACGGACUAUACAUUUCACAUCAGUGGCCAUGUUCGUGGAACGGGGCUUACCGGACGACUCGAUGAAUCACAAGGCAGGCUUGUUCCUGUUAUGGACUGGCUGAAUGGGACGCUGGCUGAUGCUGCUGUUUGUUGA